Molecule: messenger RNA, 977 nt
Organism: Ilex paraguariensis (yerba mate)
Lineage: Eukaryota; Viridiplantae; Streptophyta; Magnoliopsida; Aquifoliales; Aquifoliaceae
Source: the annotation of a GenBank genome assembly
CCACCACCACCACCGCCACCACCAUAGCAAACAGACUCAGAUUUUGCAUUCGAGUAUGCAUUCUCUUGUGAGCUGCUUUUGCUUGAAGAAAGCUGGACAUCCAGCACCUGGGACCAAGGAGCAUGCCAUUCUUGCUUCUGAGACGGCUUUUACUGUGAAUGAAGUAGAAGCUUUGUACAGUUUGUAUGAAAUAUUAAGCAGUUCCAUAAUUGAUGAUGGUCUUAUUCAACGGGAAGAGUUCCAGCUUGCACUUUUCGACAACAGCAGUAUGCAGAGUCUCUUUGCAGACAGAUUGUUUGAUUUGUUUGAUCUUAAGCAUAAUGGGGUCAUUGAAUUUGGAGAAUUUGUUCGAUCGUUAAACAUCUUCCAUCCAAAUGCUCCUGAAGCAGAUAAAAUCGAAUUUUUAUUUAGAAUGUUCGAUCUGAGGCACACUGGCUACAUAGAGCGUGAUGAGUUGAAGGAGAUGGUUUUGGCUUUUCUAACAGAAUCAGAUUUACCGCUUUCCAAUGAUGUUGUUGAAGCCAUAGUGGAUAAGACAAUCCUAGAGGUAGAUCUAAAAGGAGAUGGAAGGAUUGAUCAAGAAGAGUGGAAGGAAUUGGUGGCAAGGAAUCCAUCUCUUAUAAAGAACAUGACUCUUCCAUAUCUAAAGGAAUUAACUAUAGCAUUUCCAAGCUUUGUGCUGACCACCCAAGUCCUAGAUUCGGAACUAGCUUACUACAGAGAUCACCAGGUGGUAUGAACUUGGACUUUUAGGUGCUGAACUCAUCUCGAAACAUUCCUGUUGGAGAUCUUGGCAUGUAAUAAUUGCACUUCUAGACACAGCAAAGACACAAACGGGUGCCAAUGAAGCACUGCCUAUAAAUAGGAUCAAGUCCAUAGUCCAUUUGUCGUCCAACUUUUGAAAAGGGCAUUCCUCAAUGUUUAAUACUGUGGGUUUAAAUUACUAAUUGCAGCCUAGCUUUUGAAUCAGAUAUAUC